Xylaria bambusicola is the source of this 4633-nucleotide messenger RNA. RefSeq lists its product as uncharacterized. The record is from RefSeq and is a predicted model, not a curated record. Gene Ontology annotation, biological process: negative regulation of transcription by RNA polymerase II. Gene Ontology annotation, cellular component: Sin3-type complex; chromatin. NCBI's taxonomy places the organism in Eukaryota, Fungi, Ascomycota, Sordariomycetes, Xylariales, Xylariaceae. Bases 81 to 4544 code for a protein of 1487 amino acids. Gene Ontology annotation, molecular function: transcription corepressor activity. The transcript has 6 exons.
UCUUUUGUUGUCGCCGGGGCUCUUGGCCCCCGUCACGAUCGCGUGCGACAACAACGUUGUCGGGCCCGGCAUCGUCGAGAAUGCUAUCGACACAAAUCGCGCCGCUCUGUUUGCGCCAGUCUUUAUGCCAUGUAAAUAGUACCUCUGCUAAUAAUCAUCUGGUUGUGAGCAGUUCCUUGAGCCGAGGAGCAAUGAACUCUCACGCAGACGACGUCUCGCACCGAGAUCGCGAGUCCGCCGAGCGGCACCAUCGUGAGCCCUACCCAGCGGGCACGCCUCAUCAUAGCAAUACCGCGUCCCUCCAAAUCCACCAACCCGUUGCGUCGCGUAUUUCUGGUGUCAUUCAUAGUCCGAAUGGUCUUCUAGCAAAUCAUGGCGCCUCUGGCCCUCCCAUCCCUCUCGGCGCACCACCGGGAUCGGUGAAUGCCUUUGGAGGGCCGCUACCAAACGACGCGAAUCGACCCCACCAACAUAAUGCCCAGAAUGCCUCAAAUCAAAUGUUUGGUGCCAUCGGCGGCCCUGCUUCCGGCCCUUCGGGGCCUGCCAGUGGUGGUCCGGUCUUCGGUGGUCCGCUACAACAAGAGAGCGGUCGCCCAGGCCAGAGCAUACCCUUUGGAGCUGGCGGCGGCGGCAGCGGCGGUGGUGGUGCGGCGGCAGCCAUGGCCACCUCGAACCCGUCUAUCACCGCUGGUAACGCUGGCACCAACAACGGUGCAAUGCAACAACAGGGACAACAGCCCAUUCUUAAUGAUGCUCUUAGCUACCUUGACCAGGUCAAAGUACAGUUUGCCGAUCAGCCAGACGUGUACAAUAGGUUUUUAGAUAUCAUGAAAGAUUUCAAAAGUCAGACCAUUGACACGCCGGGCGUAAUCAAUCGCGUCUCCGAGCUUUUCGCUGGCCACCCCACUCUCAUCCAAGGCUUCAACACAUUUCUGCCGCCCGGUUACAGAAUCGAAUGCGGUGCUGGAAACGACCCCAAUACCAUCCGAGUCACCACGCCAAUGGGCACUACCGUCCAGUCCAUUACAGGCAGAGCAAAUCAAGCCGACGGCACGCACGGGCAGUCUGGCCCAAGUGCAUUCUUCAACCACAGAAACAAUAACUGGCAGCAGUCCCAACCGCACAAUAGCAUCGAAAGCCCCGAAGCCCAGUUUAGCGCCCCAGCAACGAAUGGAGCAAACAUUGUUGGAUCUGCCCACCGCGAGCCUAUUCCCUUCGAUACGCCUGCCGCAAGUGCAGUGCAACACCAACAGCGACCGAGUGCACAAGUACAGAACAACGCAACGACUCCAAACCAGCAGCCAACCGGCCGUAACGCCUUGACGCCUACACCGAUUCCAUCCGGUGCGCAAAACGGAAACAACAACCAGCAGGCCAACAUGGAAAAGCGCGGGCCAGUCGAGUUCAACCAUGCCAUUAGCUAUGUAAACAAAAUCAAGAACCGUUACCAGGACAAGCCCGAAAUCUACAAACAAUUCCUUGAAAUCCUCCAGACCUACCAACGCGAGUCCAAACCAAUCCAAGAGGUCUACGCUCAGGUGACCAGCCUCUUUAACGCAGCUCCCGAUCUGCUUGAAGACUUCAAGCAGUUUCUCCCCGAGUCGGCCGCAUCGAAUAAGAAUGGUACACGAGCUGACGAGAUGCUCGCCAUGACCGGUCUCACGCAGACCACGCCUCAGCCUGCGCAUACCACCAAAGACAACCAGAAGAUGCCUCCCGUAGGAAAUUUUGCACCUCCUCCGAGUGCUACCAAGGACAAUAAGAAACGGCCUCGGAACGACAAAUUGCCACAACCGAACACUUCCACCACGGUGAUCGACAGCCCAGCUCUCGCAACUCGUUCAAUUCCACCCGUUGGUCCUGCCACCAAGCGCGCCAAACUAAACCACAAACCGCUUGCAACUGACGUUCCCACCAUUGAACCAACUCUGACUCCUAUCCUUCCUAGCCCGCUUCCUCCAACAUCCUCGGCAAAUGCUACACAGGAAGAGAUUGGCUUCUUCGAUAAGGUAAAAAAGUACAUCGGUAAUAGAUCGACAAUGAACGAGUUCUUGAAGCUGUGUAAUAUGUAUUCCCAAAGCCUUAUUGACACAAAUGAUCUCGUCCACAAGGCGAGCCAGUUUAUCGGCGGCAACCCGGAACUCAUGAGCUUCUUCAAGACCUUUGUUGGGUACGAAGGCCUUGAAGAGCUGAUAGAGAAUCGUCCCCGUCCUCCUUCAGGCAAAGUCUCUUUGAGCAACUGUCGUGGAGUGGGACCUAGUUACCGCUUGCUCCCCAGACGAGAAAAACUCAAACCUUGUGGUGGCAGGGAUGAGAUGUGCAAUGCAGUUCUCAACGAUGAAUGGGCUUCUCACCCAACCUGGGCAUCUGAAGACUCAGGUUUUGUCGCUCACCGUAAAAAUGCGUUUGAAGAGGGUCUUCAUCGCAUUGAAGAAGAAAGACAUGACUAUGACUUUCACAUUGAGGCGAAUACCAAGUGCAUUCAGCUCCUUGAGCCUAUCGCUCAGCAAAUGUUGAACCUUACGCCCCAUGAGCGAGAAGCAUUCCAGAUGCCGCCAGGCCUCGGAGGCUCUAGCACUUCAAUUUACAAGCGUGUGCUCAAGAAGAUUUACGGACCAGAAAAAGGUGCCGAAGUCGUCAACGAAAUGUUCAAUGACCCUUUCGCUGUUGUGCCUGUGGUCUUGGCUCGACUCAAACAGAAAGACGAAGAGUGGAGGUUUACUCAACGUGAAUGGGAGAAGGUUUGGCAAACUCAGACCGAAGUCAUGCACCUCAAAAGUCUUGACCACAUGGGUAUUCAAGUCAAACAGAACGACAAGCGAAGUUUGUCCGCGAAGCAUCUCGUAGAUAUUAUUAAGACGAAGCAUGAAGAGCAAAGGCGACUACGGAGCACCAAGGACCAAGUCCCGCGAUAUCAGUAUGCAUAUGAUCUCAGCGACGAGGAUGUUCUGCUUUCUUUGGUACGCUUUAUGGUGCUCUACGGUAUGAACAACGGACACCAUAGCACUGCUGAGAAGGAACGGAUUGUUGACUUUUUUGAGUCCUUCAUUCCGCAAUUCUUCGAGCUUUCUGAAGAGAAAGUGCAAGAUCGUCUGAGUGAUAUCGAUCGCGAUUCUGGAGAAGAGGAUGUCGAGGAUCAGCUUCCUGCUGAACUGACUAACGGUCGUUCUCGGCGGAAUGGCAAGAGGUCGGAUCUACUUCGUGGAGUCUUGGAUCCUGGUCGUAACGCAACCAAACCACGUGCUCGGAAGGAAGAGAGUGCAGCUUCUGGCAGCAAAGAGACGACUCCCGAUGUUGGCUCAGCUAAUGAGGAGGAAAUGGUAGACGCACCAGAAGACACUGCGCCUUCAGAUCUAUCAAAUGAGCGAUGGCUCCCCACGAUCCCCCGCGCGACAGUCAUCAAGGGUGAUAGUUCCUUGCUUGAUGCCGAUGGUGACUUGAAGGCCGACGGCUUUUUCCCGCGCCCUUGGUAUAACUUCUUUUGCAAUCAAACCAUCUAUGUCUUCUUUAGCGUCUUCCAGACUAUAUACAAACGUCUCAAGGAAGUCAAGGAGAGCAAAGAAAGCGUUUUGACGGCCAUCACUCGCUUGAAGAGUAAGAAGCCUGCAAAAGAGCUAGGAAUUACCGUGAAUGAGCUCAACUAUUUCGACGAGAAUGACCAGACUUCUUUCUGGCCAAAAACUGUUGAGCUGAUCGAAGAUUACAUCACCGGCGAUAUUGACGAGAACCGGUAUCAAGAAGUCUUACGUCAUUACUACCUUAAGAAGGGUUGGAAGCUGUAUACGAUUCUUGACCUUCUCAAGACCCUUUGUCGCCUCUCCCUUACUUGCACAAGUUCUGAUGCUAAAGAGAAGACGCCAGACCUCAUUCAACAAUUCCUGAACAGCCGCCAACAGGAAGAAACCAGCUACCAGACAGAGAUCAGUGCCCGAAAGUUCGCUGAAAAGUGUAUCAAGGACGGAGAUAUGUUCGUCAUCUGUUGGUUUCCCAACAAACGGGAGGCUACAGUCCGCUGGUUGCAGAAGGACGAGACUACCUUUUACAUGGACGAAAUGGAGCGCCGUGAGAGAUGGCAGUACUACAUUUCUUCGUAUAUCCGAGUUGAACCUACCGAGGGCGUCCCCAGGAACCGCCUGCGGAAGACGGUUCUUGCUCGUAACCUACCAUCAAGUGAUGCAGAUUCCGACGAUGGCAAUGCACCGAAACCCUUGAAGUAUGACGAAGGGUUAAUCUUGCGCAUCUGCCUCAAUUCGAACAAGAUAGUGUGGGAGAAGGACACUUCCGAGCACUUCAUCUACAAUCUCUCACCCGAGAACGAAGAAGAGAAGAAGAAAGCAGAGGAACGGGCACAAGCGGUCACGGAACACCGAAAGCAGCUCUUCCGAGAGAAGAUGUUCAUGAACAACGCUUGGAUGCGUGGACUGAGACAAGACGAAGUCCAGAAAGUCAACGAAAAGUUCUCGAAGUGGUUCAAUGACGGUGUGUCGCCCACUUCGAAUGUUCGAGGAGGAGGAGGGGAGGCGGAUGAGAUGCAAGGCGCGUGAAUGAUACCCCCAUGCUGUUACAUCAAACAACCUCUCUCUUGAGAUGAUGCUAGCUAGCCAUGCUCGGGCUAGAAUUACCUACCUGGUCC